Gongylonema pulchrum is the source of this 354-nucleotide messenger RNA. The record is from the annotation of a GenBank genome assembly. Lineage: Eukaryota; Metazoa; Nematoda; Chromadorea; Rhabditida; Gongylonematidae.
UUAGCAAUUGUGAAUUUGAUUGUGCAGCUGCUGGGAGCAUUUUUAUGUGAAGAGGCAGCUACACAUUACAGACAUCUGUCGGCACCAGCUCGUCGGUUGCACGACUAUGCAUUGCAUAGGCUGAAUGCAAUUGGUCCCACUCAUCCUAAAGAAUUCAAGAGAGUUCUACACUCGUUUCCUGCUCUGAAACUGAAGAUUGAAGCUUCGAUAAGGCAUCAGAGCGGCCGUGUGGUCGCAGCUCAGCAGGCGCAGCGUGCCAGUACUGCUCGAAAAUGUGAACAAUUGCCAGCACCAGUUCCUAAACCCGCUGCUAUUAAAUUGAAAGUGGAUUUUAGCACUUUUGGCUCAAACUAG